AUUGAAUAGCAAGGAACUAACGUUAGCGCAAUAUAGCAUUAGGUUUCAUGAAGGCUGUAGGCUACAUUUAGCGUAUUUUCGCCAAUGUUAUCUUUCCUGUUGGCUAAAUAAAUGUGAUUGCUUUGUGAAUGGUUUCUGAGGGAGUUACGUGCUCAGUUAUUGUAUGACCCAAUUUGUCUAGCGGCGCAACCCCUUCGGAAAACGACGUGAACUUUCCUCCUGUGCGCUAAAAACCUGCAUCAUACUGUAGAUGAGUUUAUGAGCUACAGUAGCCUAAAGCGGAUAGGAUAGCCCUUCUCCUGACAGCUGAGUCAAAGAGUCGAAAUACCUCCAACGAAUAAAUAUGCGGAAACGAUCUGACCGACUUGGCAAAUCUACAGAUGAAAAGCCACGGGUAGUUAAUCGGGAAACAAGUCAUGAGAAAGCGCAAGAAAGGCGGUGCAUGAAGACACUGAAGCAGUUGGUGGUGACUUUUGGUGUCCUGUAUUUGUGUAUACCGUUUGUACUGCGACUUUUCCCCGGAAUAUUGUACCACGUAGUAUUUUCUCAUGUCGCCAGAAUUCCAUUCUUCGCUGAUCUCAGUCGACCUGCAGACCUUGGUCUCAAUCACACACAUAACAUCUACCUGUCAUCAGAGAAGGACAUAACGCUGGGAGUCUGGCAUACCGUUCCGGACUCCCUUUGGCAGGAAGCUCAGGGGAAGGAUCUGGGAUGGUACGAGCAGACCUUACAAAAUGGAGCUCCAGUCCUCAUCUACAUGCAUGGAAAUGGGGGCACUAGAGGCGCCAGUCACAGAAUUGGUCUUGUGAAUGUUUUGACUGCUGCGGGAUUCCAUGUUGUGUCCCUGGACUACAGAGGUUUUGGAGAUUCCUCUGGUGAACCGUCUGAAGCAGGCCUGACUACUGACGCCCUCUAUCUGUACCAGUGGGUAAAAGCACGCAGUGGGAGCAGCCCAGUGAUACUCUGGGGACAUUCACUGGGUACAGGAGUAGCCACUAACACUGCUUUGGAACUUCAAGACCAAGGGGUCGCUGUCGAUGCAGUCAUACUAGAGGGAGCAUUUUCGAACAUAAGGGAAGCAGGAGCCAGCCAUCCAUUUGCCAGGAUUUAUAGUAAAUUCCCGUAUUUUGAAUAUUUCUUCCUGGAUGUCAUAUCAGAAAACAAUGUGGUUUUCCCCAAUGAUGAAAAUGUCAGGAAACUGAAGACUCCACUGCUGUUUCUUCAUGCUGAAGAUGACAACAUUAUACCAUUUUACAUGGGUCAGGAGCUGUUUGAGAUCGCCCAAAGUUCACGGAAAUCAUCUAACAGCGUCAGGAUAGUUCCUUUUGAGGGUUUCCACGGAUUCAAGCAUAACGGGCUCUACCAGGAUCCUCGACUCCCUGAAAUUAUUAAGCAAUUUGUUCACUCACUGAACAUGUGAAGGACACAUCAGUAGACUUGCUGUUGCCAGUCAGCAGUCAUUGAAAAACCAUGCACUUUUAUGUUGACAAACAUGUAACUGAAUAUCUGAGCAAAUCCCAUCAAUUCACUGGUUUUACAUAACAUUGAUUGUUCACAGCAUAGCUGUAGGAUUGGCUUAUGCUUAUUAUGGUGCUCUAUUGCUGUGCAUUUCUGUAUCUAGAGUUGUAUAACACAAUCCCAAAUAAAAACAGUCAGACAUGUA
This is a messenger RNA of Sardina pilchardus (European sardine), 1663 nucleotides long. Its product is annotated as lysophosphatidylserine lipase ABHD12-like. Gene Ontology annotation, cellular component: endoplasmic reticulum membrane. Lineage: Eukaryota; Metazoa; Chordata; Actinopteri; Clupeiformes; Clupeidae. Bases 344 to 1420 code for a protein of 358 amino acids. The transcript is spliced from 13 exons. Gene Ontology annotation, molecular function: phosphatidylcholine lysophospholipase A1 activity; monoacylglycerol lipase activity. The record is from RefSeq and is a predicted model, not a curated record. Gene Ontology annotation, biological process: phosphatidylserine catabolic process; monoacylglycerol catabolic process.